UCGACCAAAAGUGUCGAAGCAAUAAGCAAAAUAAGAGAUGACAUAAGGGCUUACAAUAAUUUUUUUUUUUUAUUUCUACAUUUCUGCAAGUACCGGCAAGGAGUGUAUUAAAGGCGACACAUAUCUACCCUUGUUCCACGAGAUGCAGACUGGUUUGGUCAGUUGUGUUUCUCGAAAGGCUUAUCGAGUGGGGGAGCCAACAGCGUUCGCCGAACAGGCGAUGAGUGCGGAGGAUCAACAACUUAUAUCUUGUGAGAUCAGCCCAUCUAUUGGGGAAAUACAGUGUGGGUCAGCACAAGCAUGUAGAUAGAAAAGGCCUCCAUCCAGCUAAGGAUAUCUUCUAUGAGGCGUUUGUUUUUCUUCGUCUUGGAUGAUAACACCAGCCGGCCGUCCAACAUCUGUUGUGGUUCGUCCUCAGUUGCUGGAGUGAGGUUAGCGAGCAGACAAGUCGCUCAGAUCGAUAAACCGCCCAGUGACAGUCUGGGUAACGAGCUUCGGUGGUACUGGCGAGUGACCCAGACCAACGACAAAUGCCCAUUGAGUAGCUCGAAGUCGUUGUUGUGUUCGCUGGGGCGAACGAGGUUGRUUGUUCUCKGUUUGCUAUAGCUGACACAACGGCGGCUUGAAUAACCUCUAGCAAUUCGGCAGAAAUUGGAGAAGACUGUGGAAACGGUGGAUCGGCCAUUGCUAUUAACUGGGUAGUCCAAAAGCGAUAAAAGCAAGCGACAAAGAAAUGCAAAUUGUACGAUGGCAAGGAUGCAAAGAUGGCAUACAAGCUACAAGCCAGCUAGUGAACACGCCACCCGGAGCGUGGGCGCAUGCGUAGCAUGGAUGGUCCGCUGGCCAACGUUGCUUAGGCUAGCAGGCGUAGUUGUGGUUUUAACUUUGCCUAAAUUACAUUUAGCCCCAUAUAUAUUAAUAGACGUGUCACUUCGCCUAAAUAUAGUUGGAAAACUUGUAACAGGAAAGUAGUAGAAUAAAGACUUCAUGUUAACACCUCGAUUCCUACAAUGGCUACGAGUGAUCUACCCCUGGCUUUAAUUUUACAACCAGGAACCCUCAAAUAUGUUUUUCAAGAAAUCGUAAACAGUUAUAGUAAUAAAUUGAGCAURGUUUUCAUAAAAGAUGUAACUGAUUUACAUAUAACUGAGGAUCAAUACUCAAAGAUACAAGGUCUUGCACUAGUUGGAAGAAACGGGCAAAUGGAUAUCAAUGGUUCUUUUAUGGACUUGUUUCCAAACCUUCUCAUCAUUUCAUCAAUUGGUGUAGGUGUUGACCAUAUUGAUGUUACAGAAGCAAGAAAGAGGGGAAUAAAGAUAGGCUUUACACCCAAAGUCAUAGGUGAUUGUACUGCUGAUCUUGCCUUUGCAUUGUUGCUUGCAUCUGCGAGAGAUGUUGUAAAGGGUGACAUGACAAGCAAGCAUUCUAAUUUCUUGUUAAAGCUUGAUUGUUCUUGGCCUGGAGUAAAAGUUAGUGGUUCUACCAUUGGCAUUGUUGGCUUUGGCAGCAUUGGAUCUACAGUUGCUAAACGUGCUAAAGGGUUUGAUAUGAAGAUACUUUACCACACACGGACAAUAAAAGAAGAUGUGGAGAAAGAGACAGGUGCAGAGUAUUGCAAUCAACUCCAUGAUCUUCUUAAGCAAGCUGACUUUGUGGUUCUCUGUGUUCCUCUAACAUCAGAAACUAAGUAUUUAAUCAGUGCAUCAGAGCUGUCAAUCAUGAAACCAUCUGCAACCCUAAUCAACAUUUCUAGGGGUGACGUGGUUAAUCAGGAUGACUUGGUUAAAGCAUUACAAACAGGACAAAUACGAGGUGCAGCAUUAGAUGUGACAUCACCUGAACCUCUGCCAAGAGAUCAUCCAUUACUAACACUACCAAAUGUAAUCAUUACCCCUCACAUUGGCACAUUUACUGAGACAACAAGGAUAAAAAUGAUAAAAACAGUAAUGGAGAACUUAAUUGCUGGAAUCCAUGGGAAGCCUCUCUUAUACCAAUAUUAGAAGAUUCUUCAAAAACUUACUUUAAUUUUCUUAGUUAUUAUCCAGAAUAGCUACAAUGAACAACUUUUAUGGUAGACACUCAAUAGAAGAAUCAUUGUCGGGUUCAGAAACAUAGAACAUAAAAGCUGAGACCAAAAUGGCACAUGGGAAAUGACAUAAUUAUAUUAUAAUUUAUUCAUUUACACCAUCCAUGCAGUCGUUUUAGAAUGCCAAACGCAUAUUAAAAACAGUGGAUGAUGCCACGGGUCGCCGGUCACAGCAUGCAUCUAAUUGACCUACUCCCCAUGUGCAAUUUCGGUCUCAGCUUCUAUGUUCUAUGUUUCUGAGCCCGACAACGAUUCUUCAAUUGAGUGUAUAUAUAUAUAGCCUGGAUAUAGACACUCUUCUUCUACUCCUUGAUUGGACCAGGCAUUGUGGGAUGUUUCAUUGGAUUAUUAUACAACAGUAAACUAGAAAUCUGUAAAAACUAACUUUAUACUUUACAAUAAUUGAAUAAUGUGAAUAAAAUCAAUCACAUGGCUGUCAGACAGUUA
Messenger RNA from Actinia tenebrosa (Australian red waratah sea anemone), 2533 nucleotides. RefSeq lists its product as uncharacterized. Gene Ontology annotation, molecular function: NAD binding; hydroxypyruvate reductase [NAD(P)H] activity; glyoxylate reductase (NADPH) activity. Gene Ontology annotation, cellular component: cytosol. Lineage: Eukaryota; Metazoa; Cnidaria; Anthozoa; Actiniaria; Actiniidae. The record is from RefSeq and is a predicted model, not a curated record.